Molecule: messenger RNA, 5252 nt
Organism: Acanthochromis polyacanthus (spiny chromis)
Lineage: Eukaryota; Metazoa; Chordata; Actinopteri; Pomacentridae
Gene: ccdc146
Product: coiled-coil domain containing 146
Exons: 23
Coding region: 166-3054 (962 amino acids)
Cellular component (GO): cytoskeleton
Source: RefSeq, a predicted model, not a curated record
UAUGGUAACCACAACACGGAUACCAGCUGGAGACAAAUCUGUGAUUAGCUUUGCUAACUUCAGCUGUUAAAACUUUAUACGUGGUAUCAUAUUGUAUCGUCGUUUUAAAGAACGAAAAGACUAACCGCUUCAAGACGCUUGCAAAGACUCAAGAAGAAAUCAACAAUGAAUCCAUCUGAGGAACUGCAGGAUAGCAGGCCUCCCAGCAGACAAGAAGUUGAAGUGGAAGAACAAGAGGAAGGCAAAGAAAUAGAGGAGGACAUCCCCCUUGUGGUCUUUGCGCCUGAUGCCUCUCUCCCAGAAGAGCAGCCCCCUGCCAGUGUUGAUGUCUCUGCUAAUCCUGCUUUCCAGUGGCUGGAUGAGUUGUUGUCGCUGGGCAAGAUCAGCCAGACCAAAGAAAUCAAACUCAAAGCCAGCUACAAGCUGCUCCACGAUACCUUGAAGAGUACUCAGGACUGUGAGAUCCAGCUUUUGGGAGAAGCAAAGCGAUGUCGUGCUGAGCUGGAGAGGCUUCGGGCCAAGGUGGAGAGUACAGAGGAGCAGAGCACCUCGGAGGAGCCUCAAAGUGAGGUCAACGAACUGAGGCAACAGCUCCUCCAGGCAUACAAUGAACUGAAAGGUGCUGAGGAGAGAGAGUACAAGACACAACAUGAACUGAAGUGUCUCUGGGAGGAGAAGCAGUAUCUGGAGAAAGAGAAUGAGAUUCAGACAAAACCUGCUGGGCUGGAGAGCAAUAUAAAGGCCGUGCAGGACAAAUAUGAGGAUCUGAAGAAAGAGGUGACCCAGAGACAAACGGAAAUCAGAAGCUUGAUUGAAGAUGUGGAAACCCAUGAAAUGCAGAUAUUGAAAGAACAGAAACAGCUGGAAGACAAGAAGGGGAUGAUAGAGCUUAAAGAGGCUGAGAAAGCGCGGCUCAUCAGUAUACCUGACCAGAUUUUAAAGGAGACCGAACGGAAACGCUCGAAAAGGGAAGCUGCAGUGAAGAAGAUACAAGCACUAAAUAUGGAGAUUUCAGAAGUGGAGCGGCAAGUGAAGAAGGUGGAUGAGCGUAACCAUUCCAUCAGGAGGAAGAGGGAGGAGGUGAUGCAGGAGCAGGAGGGUCUCAGGGUCCAAGUAGAGGCCAGUCAGAGGGACAACAGACAGCUGCUGAAAGAGCAGGAAAUCAGCAGGGAGGAGAUGGCGGAAUUCAUGGGCAACAGAGGCAUCCUGGAAAUGAAGCUGAAGAGCAUCAUGUCUGACAGAAAGCACCUGUUUGAGAGCCAAUCUGUGCAGCUCAGGGAGAAAAACAGGCAGAUGCAAGUCCUCAAGAGGAUGGAGCAUGCACUGACCAUGGCCACAGAACAGCUCGAACUCACACAAUCUGUCUACAACAGGUUGCUGGUGCAGUUAGACGCUGUGCCCAAAAGAGAGGCUAGCAUUCAGCAAAGGAUGGAGCUUCAGAAGGAGGUGGAUGCUCUCAAAGUCAGCUUUCAAAAACAGCUAUCAGCGGUUGAGGAGGAGAGCCAGAAGAAGCAGCAGUAUGGGGUGAUUCAGGAGCUGCUGAGGGAGUCAAACCGCCUCAGAGAAGAGCUCCAUAACCUCAGAUGUCUCACACAGAUCAAAGCAGAGGAGAGGGGCCAGAAGCACCGUGAACUGCUCAGGGCUGAGCAAUUGAACCAGCACAUCCGGCGGGAGCUUCGUGAAAAAGACCUGAUCAUCGCGGACCACAACAAGCUGAACGCUACACUACAGCGCAGAAUAUCUCAGUAUUCUAAACUGUGUGACAUGAUCAUGGAAGAGAAGAAUAAGUAUGUCAAGUUGAAGCAGAUCGCCGCACAGACAAUCACAGAGUUAACAGAGCAGAUAAAGCUCCUGGAAAAUGAGAAGGAAAUCCAACGCACCAUCGUCAUCAACAAGGAGAGAUCACUUGCAAAAGCCUCUAUGAAGAUCUCUAAUAGCACCACAAUGAGGGACAAACUACACAAUGACAUCUCCAAGGUUGCCUGGAAGCAACGCCAGAUCAGUCAGGAGUUUGAUGACAACAAACUUGAACUGAUGAGACUCGCACAAAUGAUCAACAUCCAGGAGGAGACGCUUCUGGAAACAAACAAGAAUCACGAAACUGCCAUACAGCGACGCAACAUUCUAGGAAUUCAGCUCCUGGAACAUGAGGAGGUUUUGUUCAACUACCAUGAGAAGAUAAACAUCCAGGAGGCAGCCAUCACAAAGACCAAUACGGCUCUGGAGACUCUGGAGAAGGACAUGAAAGACUUGGAGUUAGCGAUCAAAGAAGAGAAGAGGCAGAUAGACCUGAAGAAGAAGGAGGUGCUCCUCAAGAGAAAACUGGAGGGAGAGAUCGCCGAGCUGCAGAUAGAGCUGUCAGAAGCCAGAGACAAAACCCUCGAAGGUCUGAAUCGAACAGUCGAUUACAAAGAGCUAAAAGGCAGCAACCCAUCGACUGUAGAACUGGUCAAAAAAAUCGAGCAGCUCGAGGUGAAUUUAGCCGAGCGCGAGAGGCAGCUGCUGGAAAAGGAGCUCCUCGUGGACCAGGUGACCCGACUCUCGAAGCCACUCGGCGAGCAGGCUGAGAACUGCCGACAGGACAGACUCGCACUGGCAAAGAAGCUGAAUGAGCUCCGAACCAACAUAAUCAACACCAACCACCGUAUGAUGGCCGUUUCCGCAGAGCUCUCCGUGAAGCAGGCGGUUGCUGUGUCUCAGCAGCAGCAGAUCAAAGAGAAAGAGCUCCAGAUGGACAGAUGCCAGCGGCGGCUGGAGCAGGGCCUGCCACCGGACCCCGAGAUAGAGGAGGAGUGGAGGAGGAUGCUCCGGGACAAGAAGAGGAGACAGAGGGACAAAGAGGCGAGAGCCAAGCUUGCUGAAGAGGAGGAGUGGAGGGAGCUGCCCAGUGGACAAUACACCACGGCCGAAGCUCGCCCAAACGCCUACAUCCCCCAGAAUGACCCGCUCCCGGUGCCCAAACCCUACGGCGCCCAGGCUCCUUUUAAACCCUCCCAACCAGGCGCCAACAUGAGACACAUCCGCAAACCGACUGUGAAACCCUUAGAGAUAUAGAAAACAGCUAAGUGCUCUUUCUUUCCAUCAUAAUCCACUCAGUCUUCAUCACUGUCCUUCAAAAACAUUUAAUCGUAUCUCAAGGAGUCAACAGAUCUUAAAAAAAAUCAAUGGCCACUUUAAUUAUUAAAAAUGUUUUUUGGUGCAAUUUCUCUGAAUCGGCUCAUUCUCCUCUAGUGUGUGUUUGUGUCCACUAUCCAGCAUACCACUGCUGCUUUGUCAUGUGAGCGUGCAUUUGUGAACUGCAUCUGGUUUUAAUUUUCUUUUUUUUUUAAAUUUACUGGGAAUAGCUUGUUUACAGUCAGUCCGCAGUAACACUAAAUACUGCAGAAAAGUGGAAGGGGAAUCACUGGAAACAUGGGAAAUGAAAUUUGUGUUGUUCCAUAAUAUUCCCCACUUAAGUUCUGUAUUGUAGCAAUACAUCACGGCUGUUUUUACCACCUUGCUCUCCGAGAUAAAUUCAUUUCUCAGGGACGCCGGAGUAAUUCUACAUAUUCUCCUUGAGUCUUGUUGCUGUUUCAUCCCUCACGCUUGUAAUCUUUGAAUAAACUGCAAUGGGUUUAAGCUCUGUGCAAGGCUAGGAGUGCCUCCUUAAUGCCCGAGAUGAUAAAUGUAAAUACAGAGAGGAAGCUCAAACACUGAAAGAGCAUAGAGAAUGACAAAGAGAGAGGAGAAUUUAAAUGAAGUGGAAUGAGCGAUGGCAGUCGGAAAAAAGGCAGCAGAGGAGAGUCAAAGGCAGAAAUACAUUAAAGUGGAGCUCUAAUUUGGGUGGAGAGUUCAGCGUUGGUUACUAGCGAACAUUUUCCCUCCAAAAAGUCCUUAAAAGUUACUGGAAGUCUCUGUCUUCUGAUCUUCGAUUGAGGUAGAAAUAAUUUUGGCACAGCAUGUGGUGUUUUAUUGAAUUCUAUCCAUUCUUUUUAACGUGGAGGAAGAAGCGUUUGCUCUUGCAACACACAGCAUCACUACAACAGAGUGGAUGCCAAGAAACAAUCAAAUAUUCAUUAUAAUGGAAAUGUUAAAGGUUAAAUAGUCUUUAGCAGAUCACACCUCUGCAACUUGUCGAGUUCAUGAAGUUUUUGACGCUGCUUGUAGAAUGUCCAACUCUUCCUGAAAGACUCGGUGAAGUUGAUGGACAUUUUGGUGGACUGAGUCACACCGCUGGACAUUCAGAGGGUCACUCAGAUGUUCGAUGAGUGACGUGUCUAGAAGUAUGCAGGCCAUAGUAGCCCUUCUAUAGCAUUUGUAGUUGUUAUAGAAGGGCAGUGCAUAUUAUUGUCUUGUUGAAAUAUCAAGUCAUGGCUGUGAAUCAACACGAUAACUGAGUGUGACGAUUUCAUUUUGGUAUCAGUGGGCAGUGAGGUUGCCACUGAUGGAAUGCAGACAUGCUCUUUGUUCAUGCCAUGUUCCUUCCUUAAACGUUCAUUGUUUUAUGAUUUGUCUGUUCCUGAUCUUCUAUCCUGCUGUCCUCCACCCCUCUCAUCCCCACUCUUACCCCAACUGUUUCAGGGCAGUUGGCUGCUUUACCUGAGCCUGGUUCUGUCAGAGGUGUUUCCUCCUCCCCAUUGACCCUUUAAAGGGCAUUCAUUGAAACUCUAAGUUUGAAAUUCAAAAUUUCAAACUUAGAGUGUUAUUUGAGAACAUUUAAUUUUUUUUAAAGUUUCAUGCUGAAAUUCAAGGUUAAAGAAGUUACCAUAGAUGGUUCCUUGCCUAUGGUUUAAAAAAAAAACCAACAUUACAAGAAAUGUAUAUGGCAUCACUUACCACAACUACUCAGCUGUAAAAUGUGUGAGUUUCAUCAACUAACCAUGAUUAGUUUUGAUCGCAAAUAUUGAAGAUGACCGAGCCAUAAGUCCGUCUUUUUCCAACUUCGGAGAAAAGAGCAAGUUUGAUAUGUUCCAGGCUUCUGCUGAUUGGCCAAACGCCACCAUGUACUGUGCUGUAAUGUUGAGUGAUCUUCGCUGAUUGGCUGGGUGGAAACCACAUGGUUGUUGACCUCACAGAGACACAGCCACAGAGUAGUUACCAAAUAUGAUCACUUGCCUGAUGAAGGGUUAAAGGGGCGACUGCUCAUAAAGGAACUUUGGGUUGUUGGGUUCUGUGUUUAAAAUUUCCAAGGUUUUCACCGUACUAUGUUGAAUGCUAUGAGAUGGUAUAUGUUGUGAAUUGGUGCUAUGUAAAUAAAAUCAAACUGAAUUGAA